Centruroides sculpturatus (bark scorpion) is the source of this 1539-nucleotide messenger RNA. RefSeq names its product sulfotransferase family cytosolic 1B member 1-like. Lineage: Eukaryota; Metazoa; Arthropoda; Arachnida; Scorpiones; Buthidae. Bases 208 to 1320 code for a protein of 370 amino acids. Gene Ontology annotation, molecular function: sulfotransferase activity. The transcript is spliced from 7 exons. Gene Ontology annotation, cellular component: cytoplasm. Gene Ontology annotation, biological process: sulfation. The record is from RefSeq and is a predicted model, not a curated record.
AAGAUGGUUUAAUAAGAUAGAAGUAUUGUACUUCGGUCUACUAACUCCGAAUGACGUCGCCUCUCCCUUCACGUGACCGACGUUUAUCCCAUUCAUUGGAUAAUUCACUUCAGGUAACUCCGAGUCAGGUACAUCGUUGGCAGAAGAUAAGUAAGACUGCGAAAGAACGGGACAUGGAAUCUUUCCAAUAGACUUUUAUGCUGCGCCAUGUUCUCUCUAAAGUUCCUAUACAACACCCCUCUCGGGGCGAUGAUCACGGGAAGAAGUAAAAAAGAACGUAAAGAUGAAGUGAUUGUGGCAGAAUCCGAUCCAAAUUUAGAUUUGAAUCCCGUUUUGGCAUCGUACGUUCGAUCCAUACCUCGAGCCCAAUGGUAUCGUAAUGUGUUAUUACAGGGAUACUUAGUACCACCCAACGUUCUCUAUCGAUUAGACUCUUUCGAAAUCCGUCCCGAUGACGUCUUCAUCAUCACUUAUCCCAAAUCAGGUACCACGUGGACAGAAGAGAUUGUAUCACUUAUAUAUAACGAUGGAAACACUAAUAAAGUAAAGGAUAAAUUAUUAAUUUAUCGGGUUCAUCAUUUGGAAGUUGCUCGCCCAAUAGGGCAUUGGAGGUUCUUGAGGAAUUUAAAAUCACCCCGAUUAAUGGCCACACAUCUUCCACUACCUCUCAUCCCAACUCAACUCAGACAAGCCAAGUGUAAGAUAAUUUAUGUAGUGAGAAAUCCUAAAGACAAUGCCGUAUCUUACUAUCAUCAUCACAGAAUGAGUACUUUCCUCGGCAAUUAUAAAGGAACGUGGGAUGAUUUUCUUACCUACUACAUGAAAGGUUACAUGGUCUACGGAUCGUGGUUCGAUCACGUUCUUCCUUAUUGGAAAUUCGCUCAGGAACACCCGAACAAAGUUCUUUUCAUAUCUUUCGAAGAACUGAAAAUGGAUCUUUCUGGAAUGGUAACACACAUAGCAAAUUUUCUCGAGCGCCCACUAAAGCCAGAAGCUAUCAAAGCCAUAGCUAAUCAUUGUUCUUUCGAGCAGAUGAAGUGUAAUAAUAUGGUUAACAGAGAAGUUCUGCCGAUUUCGGAUAUUUUCGACAUGUCAGAAUCGAAAUUUAUGAGGAAAGGCAUCAUCGGAGAUUGGAAAAACUAUUUUACUCAGGAACAAAACGAAGCAUUUGACAAACUUUACAAAGAAAAAAUGGAGUCUUCGGGACUCGACUUGGUAUUCGAACCCGAAGAUGCAUACAACAGAAUGAAUGCUUACGGAAGGCUCAUCAAACCCUCUCCAUUCAUAUACCAAAAUGGUAUCAAAUCCCAAACUACCUGACGAGAAGGAAUGUUCAAAUUCUUUAAAAAAAUAAAUAAAAUAUACAUUUAUAUAAUAAUAACAACAAUAAUUAAUAAAUAAGAAACAAGAUUUUAUUGUUUCUUCCAUUAAAAAAAACACCGUUAACUGCCACUGUGUGAACAAGUCUGUGCCCAUCUAGUAACUUGCUAGAUAGACAUUAAUAGCUCGAACAUUUAGAUAAUGUUUAUAUAUAUAUAU